Molecule: messenger RNA, 2056 nt
Organism: Vicia villosa (hairy vetch)
Lineage: Eukaryota; Viridiplantae; Streptophyta; Magnoliopsida; Fabales; Fabaceae
Exons: 3
Coding region: 49-1752 (567 amino acids)
Molecular function (GO): catalytic activity
Source: RefSeq, a predicted model, not a curated record
AUAACGUGAAAAACUUUACCAAACAAAUAAAUAAAUAACGUGAAAAAAAUGGUGCAUGCAUGGCUCUCACUCAAACUCUCAAAGUCACUUCCACUUCCAUCCUCUUCUACUUGCACUUCCAAGAUUACAAAAUGGUUUUGUUAUGAUUUUCCCAACCAAUUUUGCUCCUUGCCAUCGCCAGCAAUUUCUUAUGAUAGCUAUGAGGAAGGAAGCAGUGCAGUAGAAGACAAGAUCACAUACAAUCCGAAUCUGUUCAACAAUACACCAGAAGUUCAGCUGAGCAACCUACCACCUCUAGUGAGUGCACUGAAAACCGCAGCUGAAACAAAUGUUGCUUCUUUUCAUUUCCCUGGACACAACAGAGGCCUCGCCGCUCCUUCUUCCUUGUCUCCAAUCAUUGGAUCAAAAACAUAUACUCAUGAUUUAUGCGGCAUUCCAGAGCUUGGCAACCUCUUUUUCCCCCAAGGACCCGUAUUCGAAGCACAAAAAGAAGCAGCCAAAGUGUUUGGAUCAUCACAAACAUGGUUUCUUGUUGGAGGUACUACUUCCGGGAUCCAGACAGCAAUCAUGUCAACAUGUUCACCCGGAGAUUAUCUCAUUCUUCCCAGGAACUGUCAUGUAUCAGCUAUAUCCGGCAUAGUUUUAUCUGGUGCAAUGCCUAAGUACAUUUUUACCGACUCUAAUAAUGAUUGGAAUAUCCCUGGUGGCAUCACUCCGUCACAGGUAUUGAAUGCUAUCCAGGAAGUGGAACUGGAAGGAAAAAAACUAGGAGCAGUUUUCAUCACUUCGCCUACUUAUAACGGUAUUUGCAGUAACUUGAAGGAGAUUUCUGAGAUAUGUCAUUCUCGGAAAAUUCCUUUGAUUGUUGAUGAAGCUCAUGGUGCACAUCUUGGAUUUCAUCCUGAUCUUCCUAGGUCAGCACUCCAGCAAGGUGCUGAUCUAGCUGUACAGUCUACUCACAAGGUUCUUUGCUCUCUUACUCAGUCAUCUAUGCUGCACAUGUCCGGCGAUAUCGUAGAUAAGGAUAAAAUACAAAGGUGUAUCCAAUCUCUGCAAUCCUCAAGCCAUAGUUACCUACUUAUGGCAUCCUUGGAUGCUGCUACAGCUCAACUUCGUGAAAGCGCCGAUGUUUUGUUCAACCAAGCGCUCGAAUUAGCAAAUGAAGCAAAGUUACUGCUAAAACAAAUCCCUGGCAUCUCAGUGCUUGAGCAUUCACACUUUCCAAAUUUUCCUGCUAAGGAUCCAUUGCGGAUUACAGUAGGUUUCUGGAAGCUUGGUUUAUCAGGUUAUGAAGCGGAUAAAAUGUUAUUAAAGGAUUUCGGAAUCACCCGCACACUUGUUGGGACUAAAUCUGUGGCUUAUUCAAUUAAUCUCGGAACUAGCAGGGACCAUGUUCACAGGCUUGUAUCAGGAAUAAAGCAUCUAGCUGCAAGAUUUUCUUCCAUUCAGCAACCUAAAGAAACUCCUAACCAUGCUCCCUUAGGCUUGGAUGAUGUUAUCAUGAGAUUGAGUCCUAGAGAAGCAUACUUUGCAAGUAAGAUAAAAGUAUCGGCGAAGGAGAGCAUUGGUAAGGUUUCUGGUGAGCUUUUGUGUCCAUUCCCUCCAGCCGUACCGGUAGUGGUUCCUGGUGAAGUUAUUACACAGAAAGCUAUUGAUUUUCUCCUCCAUUCAAAAAGUACAGGUGCUUCUAUUAGUGGAGCUUCAGAUCCCUCACUUACUUCUGUAGUUGUCUGCAAUGGUGAUAACUAUUAAGUACUCUUUGAUUUUGAAUUUACUUUCCUCAAAUCAAUAAUGUUAUCUAUAUGUAGUUGUCGGUGUCGGUGUCAAUGUAGUGUCUUGUUUCAUGUUUGGAUUAUUGUUUCAGAGUUUCAUUGUCUAGAAGUUUAAACUUCUCAAUGUCCUUCUUUAGCCUUUGCAUAUCACACCAGAAGAUCUCAUAAUAAAUGACAAAGAUUUCACACAGAAGAUGAAAUUUUCUGUUAUUUAUUCUGCUAAUGCUAGCAAUGGCUGUUGAUUUUGAUAAAUUCCAAUUCUUGUUACUCUAAUUAUCAUCUUU